UUUGCGCACCGCCUCUCUCACACGAGGAAGAUGGCUGCGGCCGUGGUGAAGGUGUGCGUGUUUCGGCUGAGGGUUGCAGCGGGCUGCAGUGGGAGGUUGUUUGGGGAGAAUGUGGGACUACCCUGUCGAAGAUUUUCUAGUGGUCGGAGGACUCUGCAUGCUGCCUCUGUGGGAGCGGUGGCCCGUCUGCGGCCCCUGCACGUGCUGUUAGCCACUGGCAGUGGCUACCUGGGCUACUCCCAGUAUGGAUGGUACAAGGACAGAGAGCUGGAGAGACAGGGGAUCGAGGUUCCUCCACACGUGGCUCAUGAAGUGCAGGUUGGGGAAACUGUUUAGUGGUUUUUCUGCCAAGCACCAGGGGCACGGUCUCUUCCAUGUAAAAACAAAUCCUCGCCCAGGAUUCACAGAAACAGGCGGUUUAAUACCUGCUGUAGAAAGUCACUCGCAGGUCAACACAUGCCUUCUGCAGAGUGUGGGAGGAAUACUGCGGCAGUGUGCAGCACCACUGCAGCUUAGUCCUUGAACAUGCAACAUACGCAAACGGCAAACAACAUCACUGCCCCUGAUGCAGAAACUGCUGCACAUGUGCGAGGAUAGAUUGCUUUUGCUGUACCCCAACUUUACAAUAUUGCAAUUCUCACAUUUGAUUUUGUAUUACCCAUAGUGUGUAUAAACAGAAAUGUCUGAUAAACAGUGCUUUUAUUAUACUGUACCCAGGCAAUAUAUCACACCAAGCACAACAUAACCCCUAUAUCCUUUAUGAAAAUACCAUUCCAAAAAUAUUCAAGAGCUUUAGUGAACGGUUACAAAA
This is a messenger RNA of Polyodon spathula (Mississippi paddlefish), 811 nucleotides long. RefSeq names its product phosphatidylserine decarboxylase proenzyme, mitochondrial-like. The record is from RefSeq and is a predicted model, not a curated record. The transcript is spliced from 3 exons. NCBI's taxonomy places the organism in Eukaryota, Metazoa, Chordata, Actinopteri, Acipenseriformes, Polyodontidae. Bases 31 to 336 code for a protein of 101 amino acids.